This is a messenger RNA of Durusdinium trenchii, 1295 nucleotides long. The record is from the annotation of a GenBank genome assembly. NCBI's taxonomy places the organism in Eukaryota, Dinophyceae, Suessiales, Symbiodiniaceae.
CUAGAAAGAACCUGAGAAAGGAACAUGAAUACUACAAUCAAUUACAGAAGGAAUCCUGCCAGGAAACCAGAUUUGUUUUGGCGCUAAUUUAUUGUAGAGGACUUCCCAUUGAAUGAGGAGGAGGGGGCUGCCGUUGGCUGCGAUGUUUAGAAAAAUAGCGAAGAGGAUCGAAGCAUGGAAGAAGUAUAUUUUUUAGACCAGUGACUAUGUAGGUUGUAUAUGAUAAAUGUAUAUGCAUGUGUGGGUUGGUUUCUUCUUCAAGGUUGUUAUCCGUUCAGUCCAUUCAGAGGAUCUCACCAAGAGAUUGCUGGGUGGAGUUGAUGCAGCUGCAGGGAAGGCCGAUGUUCGGCGGUGUUUUUCGACUCUUGCAAGCUGCGGAGAAGAGGCCCUCCGGGCUCACCAGUUGGUUAUGGUCUUCCAAGUUCGAUGUCAUGGAACAUGCUGUCAAGCUGAAAGAGCAUAACCCCGCGUUGCCGGAGAAUUUGUACUUGAUCUCAAGUGGUGCUUGGCCUCGGACAGAAGCACCGAUGGAUGAUGAUGUCAGAAAGCAAGUGGUUGCCAGAAUACGAGAGUCUCUUGAUCAGUCCACUGUCACCUGGAAACUGUUCUGCGACACAGACGGCGAUAGAAGACCAUCGCCAUACACACUAUUGGCCUACGGCCUGUGUGACCAGGCCAUCGUACCGCUUCAUUUGAACAAAGGUGAUUUGGAUAGAACGGAAACAAUGCUUGGAGUGAUGCACGAGUUGAGGCAGCGUGGGGAGAUUCAGACGCAGGUGCUUUUCAUCGUGUGGAACUUUGUCAAAGUGCAGAAGGAUGAACCUGCUGACUAUCGUGGCAUGCCAAUACCUUUCACUCCUACGAAGGUUUGCAUGGACAUCCUGGAAUCCUGCAAUGCGCGGCUGUACAGAAGCGCGCAGGAGUUGACAGGGCUUUUCGUGCACACUCCAGAGUCCCAGGUUGACUUCAUCAAGUGUUCCACAGCAGUUCUUCGAGUCUUGGCCGACAAUGUCUUGAAGCCAUCAGAAGAACUUGGCCUUCCUGUCGCAGAGAUGGAAAGCAGAAUAACAGAAAGUGGCAAAAAAAACAUAAAGUUUCAGAGCGGCGACAUUGCGUACGACACGAAGGGUGAGACAAUUUCGAACGUCAUGGACGGCUUGAAGCAGCUGGAAGAGAAGUUUGAGGCAGGCCGCUUUAGUUUGAACUUCAGGAGAGGCCUCUCUCAAUUCAGGAUUCUGAAGCAAUUUCGAUGCUGUACAGCGGUCUUUUGCCCUGAAGUGUCAGAGCCACCUUGA